Messenger RNA from Callorhinchus milii (elephant shark), 1485 nucleotides. Its product is annotated as DNA-dependent metalloprotease SPRTN-like. The record is from RefSeq and is a predicted model, not a curated record. Gene Ontology annotation, cellular component: nucleus. Gene Ontology annotation, molecular function: polyubiquitin modification-dependent protein binding; single-stranded DNA binding; metalloendopeptidase activity. Gene Ontology annotation, biological process: DNA repair. Lineage: Eukaryota; Metazoa; Chordata; Chondrichthyes; Chimaeriformes; Callorhinchidae.
AUGGACGCCGACCUCGCCUUCGCACUGCAGCUGCAAAAUCAAUUUGACUGCGAGGAGGAGGAGCGCCGCCGGGCUCGGCCUCUCUCCAUCGUCGAUUCUGCCUGGGAAUUGAUCGACCCGAGUCCGAACGUGUGGGCGCUCUUCUCUCAGUACAACGAGGCGCUCUUCUGGGGGAAGCUUCAGGGCGUCGAAGUGAAGUGGAGCAAGAGAAUGACCCUCUGUGCAGGUGUGUGCUGUUACGAGGGCCGAGGCGGCCUUUGCUCCAUCAAGCUCAGCGAGCCCCUGCUCAAACUUCGGCCCCGUAAGGACCUGGUUGAGACGCUGCUGCACGAGAUGAUCCACGCGCUGCUCUUUGUGACGCACAACAACCGCGAUCGUGAAGGCCACGGCACCGAGUUCUGCAAACACAUGGACCGCAUCAACAAGGAGACGGGAACUAAAAUCACGAUCUACCACAGUUUUCACGACGAGGUGGAUGUCUACCGCCAGCACUGGUGGCGCUGCACGGGGCCGUGCCGCUUGCGCCCGCCGUACAUGGGCUACGUGAAGCGCGCCAUGAACCGAGCGCCGUCGCGAGACUUCUGGUGGGACGAGCACCAGCGGACGUGCAACGGUUCCUACGUCAAGGUGCGGGAGCCGGAAGACAAGAAGAAGGCGGCUGGCAAGAGCGGAGUUUCGGCCGAAGGAGAGCAGACGCAAGCGGGCGGAGUGAAGGGACGUGCCGACAAGAAGUCGCCGGCCAAAGACAAGAACGGGACAGACAUUCGUACGUUCAUCCCGUUCUCAGGAAAUGGUUUUCUCCUUGGUGGUGGUGGUGGUGGCGGCGGUGGCGGCAGCAGAAAUAAUGGGAGACCACACAGUGCUGUAAAAGCCAGUUCCACAACCACGGCAGUAAAAGCACCCGUGUCGGACCAAGGAAAGCAAGAGCAGAAGUUCCCCGACGCUUCGAUUCUCAACAGGAAGUCUGUCAGCAAUCCGAAAGCUUUUAGCAAAGGAGUGUCUCUGAAGGGAAAACCAAAGGGUGAUCCCGAAGGUGUAAAAGUCUUGGCUGUAUACAAAGGUCGAGAGAGUUUGAGAGACGGAAAUGGAGCACCAACUGCUCAGAGUCCGAGUAAACUAAAGAGGCAACACGGAGGCGGUUUCCCAUCUCCUUCUCGCAUACAAGGCUCCAGAAACGGAAAUAAUGCAUUAGCCAGUGACGCCAAGCGUGAAAAGACCGAGCAGCAUACGUCCAGGACUCCCACGCUUACCGAAAUGUUUCAAAAGAAACACGCAGGAGGCAGUGGCGGGUCUGGGCAAGAGCCUUCGAGUCUGGGAACUCAUGACUCCAAGAUGCUGAUGAAGAAAGAAGCUGUCCCAUCAGCCAGACCGGCUGAGAGGCAGGGAGAGUCCCUAGCUGCAGGGCUUCUGGUUGCAUGCCCCAUUUGUCAACAGCGCCUCCCAGAGUCGCAAAUCAACAAUCACCUUGAUGUGUGCCUGCAGUAG